UCGCAACUGCUGCUUCCAGUAGAAUCUGAAAAGAGCAAGAACCUUUCUUCAACCUUCCACAAUCAACAAUUUUCAUUAUCUCUCUUUAAAAAAAGUGGAAAUCUUCCUUAUUUCAUCUUCCUCGAUGACGGUGAAAGAUAAAUAUUCAUGGGUUUAUUAUAUAUCUUACUAACGUGAUCUCCCCGGCAUCUAUCGUUCCUUUCCCAUUAAGUUCAAUUCACAAACCCCAGCCUCUAUGGUCAACAUGCAGAUGUUCAACAUUCCCAAAUAAUAAAUUUCUGUAGCCAUUAAUGUUCAUUUACUGAUACAAGAUGAAGAACGAAGAACAAGCUCGAUCCCUCUUUGGAAUCUCUCUCACUGAUAAACCCGUUUGGAAGCAAUUUCUCAUCUGUUCUUCUGGAUUCUUCUUUGGUUAUCUUGUUAAUGGCGUCUGCGAGGAAUAUGUAUACAACAGGUUACAUUUCAGCUAUGGAUGGUAUUUCACAUUUGUUCAAGGAUGGGUUUAUGUUGUAUUGAUCUAUCUACAAGGCUUCACUACAAAGCAAAUGGUGAAUCCAUGGAAGAUGUAUGUGAAGCUUUCUGCUGUUCUUAUGGGUUCACAUGGUCUUACUAAAGGAUCUUUGGCUUUUCUGAAUUACCCUGCUCAACUCAUGUUCAAAUCUACCAAGGUUCUACCGGUUAUGAUUAUGGGUGCAUUCAUUCCUGGUUUACGAAGGAAAUACCCGCCUCAUGAAUACAUCUCAGCUGUACUCUUGGUUAUCGGUUUGAUCCUUUUCACUUUAGCUGAUGCACAAACUUCGCCUAAUUUUAGCAUAAUUGGUGUUGUUAUGGUUUCUGGUGCUCUAAUUAUGGAUUCCUUCCUUGGUAAUUUUCAAGAAGCCAUUUUUACCAUGAACCCCGAAACAACACAGAUGGAGAUGCUCUUUUGCUCGACUAUAGUCGGAAUGCCAUUCUUGAUCCCACCCAUGAUUCUUACGGGAGAAUUAUUUAAAGCUUGGAAUUCAUGUUAUCAGCAUCCUUAUGUAUACGGGGUGUUGGUGUUUGAAGCAAUGGCUACGUUUAUUGGUCAAGUUUCCGUCCUUUCACUUAUCGCGAUUUUUGGCGCUGCAACCACUGCCAUGGUGACCACUGCAAGGAAGGCGGUUACAUUGCUACUUUCGUAUAUAAUAUUUACGAAACCAUUAACAGAGCAACAUGGAACGGGGCUUAUACUUAUAGCAAUGGGGAUAGUACUCAAGCUUUUACCGGAAAACAAGACAUCAUCAAGAAGAGCUUCUCCUUCGGCACGGCCAUUGGCGAGAAUUGAGAACAAAGUUGAAAGAGAGGAGGAGGAAGAAGAUGAAGAGAAGAGGGCCUUAGUUUGAAAAUAAAGAAUGCAUUAUUGUAUUGUCUUAUUAAAUAUGUUAUCUUUUCAUUGUCAUAAGUUUUAUGUUGAACUAUAUAUAGUAUAAAUGUUAAAUUAUUUGAAAGUUUUCUUGUCAAUUUGUUAUGUACUAUGUAGAAUGAAGUUGGUGAAAAGGGGGUUGAUUUUGUUUUA
This is a messenger RNA of Impatiens glandulifera, 1537 nucleotides long. RefSeq names its product UDP-galactose/UDP-glucose transporter 2-like. Lineage: Eukaryota; Viridiplantae; Streptophyta; Magnoliopsida; Ericales; Balsaminaceae. The transcript has 7 exons. Gene Ontology annotation, cellular component: Golgi membrane; endoplasmic reticulum membrane. Gene Ontology annotation, biological process: transmembrane transport. Gene Ontology annotation, molecular function: transmembrane transporter activity. Bases 312 to 1364 code for a protein of 350 amino acids. The record is from RefSeq and is a predicted model, not a curated record.